GCAGGUGGCCGUGCGGCUGUCAGGGUGGCGGUGGCGUGGAACGGACGCCCGCAGCACCCACAGGAAGGUGGAGGGCGAGGCGGUGGUGCAGGCGGUGGCAACCCUGCUGAAGGGGCUGCGGGAGGAGGAGAGCGUCCUGCUGGAAGCCCUGGUGCCCACCGCCCGCCUGCCCACGCUGCCCCCACGCAGCGCAGCCCCGCGGCUGCCCAUGGCCCUGCGCAUCUGCACCGUCGUCUGCCGGUCCUGGGGAGACCGGCCCCAGCUCUGCCAGGUGGCCUGCACUGUGGGGCGGGCAGAGGUGCCAGUGCGGCAUGGUUCGGCGCUGCCCUUGGGCCUGGACUCCAGCCUGCGGCAGUGGGGCCUGGCAGAUGCGGCACAACGGCAGGCACUGGCGGGGCGGCUGCGGGAGGCCGCCGAGGCCGCCAUGGCUGCGCUCCUGGCUGCAGAAGGCGAGCUGAGCCCCGCUCAGCGUGGUGGUGCCCGUGCCCACACCGACGUCCUCGGUGUGGAUUUCCUGUUGGCGUGCGUGGACGACACCCUGGAGCUGAUGGCCCUCUCGGCCAACUGCCUGCGCUGCCUGGAGACGUGCCUGCUGGCUGAGGGCAUGGGGCACGAUGUGGGGCAGCCUGCCGGAGACGUGCCGCGGCUGCUGGCCGAGUGCCUGCUGCACCGGGCGCAGUGCCACCUAGUCGAAGGCAAGGACAUCCUGCUGAUCGGGGCCGGCGGAGUCAGCAAGAGCUUCGUCUGGGAGGCAGCGCGCGAGUACGGCCUGCGGAUCCACCUGGUAGAGUCGGACCCCGAGCACUUCGCGGCGGGGCUGGUGGAGACCUUCCUGCCCUACGACAGCCGGGAGCACCGUCGGGACGAGGAGCACGCCGAGCACGUGCUGGAGAUGCUGCGUGCCCGCGGGCUGCGGCCCGACGCCUGCCUCUCCUACUGGGACGACUGCGUGGUGCUGACAGCGCUGCUGUGUCAGCGGCUGGGCUUGCCCGGCUGCCCACCCGCCGCCGUGCGCCUGGCAAAGCAGAAGAGCCGCACCCACCAGCACCUGCAGCGCUNCGAGCGGCGAGCGGGGAGAGCGCCCCCUGCCGGAGCGGAGGCCGCGGAGGCGCGUCGGGGCCCCGCGCUCCCACGAGGCGCUACCGGGGCGGUCGGGCGGGGCCGGUCGUUGCCCGGAGGCCGUCGUUACCCCCGCGGCGCGGGGACACGCGUGAGCGCCUCCCCGGGGAUCGGGAGGGCCGCGAGUGGCAGCGACGCCGUCGUUUGCAGCGCCGGCGGCCUCGGUGCCACCCGUGCCAGCUGCGUCACGCGUGCCGUCAGUGCCACCUGUGCCACCCCUGCCAUUUGCGCGCCCGUGCCGUCGGUGUCACCCUCCCCCCCCCACCCCCUCCUCUCUACGUGCCACCCGAGCCGUGCGGUGCCGCCGGGCCCUGGCCCGGUGCCCGUGGCCCCGCUGGUGACAUUUCAGCCCCGCGGUGUCAGCUGCGCCGAUGUCCCCGCCCGACCCCAGCAACUGGCCCCGGCUCCGGUGCCGGCUGCGUGCCCCGCUGCGCGUGUCCUGCGUCCCCGUGUCCCCGGGUAUGUGCAGCCCUGUGUCCCGUAUCCCCCCCCCGCGCUGCCGUACCCCCACGUCUCCGCGUCCCACGCCGUCGAAUCUCCCGUCCGCCUCUCGCCGCGUCCCCCCAUACCCCUGUCUCCGCGUAACCCCGCGUCCCCAAAUUCCCCUAGCCCCCCUCGCGACAGCGACAGCGACAGCGACCGCCGGUGGGUGCUGGCGGCGGCCGAGCACGCGUGUCCGUGGGUGGUCGCGUGCGCCGCGCCACGCGUGUCCGGCGGUGACACCGCGGGCAGCCGUCGCGCUAAGCCGGGGGACCCCUCCGACGCCCGCAGGAUGGUGAGCGGCGGCCCGGGGCUCGCGGGCGGGGGGCCCCUUCCCGGCCGGGGCUCGGUGGUGCCGGGCGCUCAGCGUGGCAGCGCUGUGCCCACCGCCGCCGCGUGA
This is a messenger RNA of Numida meleagris (helmeted guineafowl), 1999 nucleotides long. RefSeq names its product carnosine synthase 1-like. The record is from RefSeq and is a predicted model, not a curated record. Lineage: Eukaryota; Metazoa; Chordata; Aves; Galliformes; Numididae. Gene Ontology annotation, molecular function: carnosine synthase activity; ATP hydrolysis activity. Gene Ontology annotation, biological process: carnosine biosynthetic process.